Messenger RNA from Gastrolobium bilobum, 1923 nucleotides. Its product is annotated as glycerol-3-phosphate acyltransferase, chloroplastic. The transcript has 13 exons. NCBI's taxonomy places the organism in Eukaryota, Viridiplantae, Streptophyta, Magnoliopsida, Fabales, Fabaceae. The coding region runs from base 63 to 1376 and encodes 437 amino acids. Gene Ontology annotation, molecular function: glycerol-3-phosphate O-acyltransferase activity. The record is from RefSeq and is a predicted model, not a curated record. Gene Ontology annotation, biological process: glycerophospholipid metabolic process.
CCGGUUCUUUCGCUCAGUGUGUGGUGCACGCCAACCCUUCUCUUCGCAUCACAAACAAGACUAUGUUUAUCCUCUCCACACCGCCAACCACAUUCUUCGCUACUCCUAGGGUUCCGUUCUCUUCUUCAAAGCCUUCUUGCUCUUUCAUUUCUCUGCGAUCCACAUUUUCUGCUUGUUCUUGUUCUUGUUCUUGUUCCCUCACACUCAAGCUUCAAGCCAAGGAGAACGUUGCCUCUCCUAAACACUAUCCCCCUAACAUGGCUUCCUCCGUCUCUUCUUCCCGCACUUUCCUCACUGCUAAAAACGAACAAGAGCUUCUUUCUGGAAUCAAGAAGGAAGUACAAGCUGGAUCUAUACCUCCUAGUGUUGCUGCUGGGAUGGAAGAAGUGUACAAUUACUAUAAAGAUGCUGUUAUCAAAAGUGGAGAUCCCAAGGCAAAUGAGACUGUACUGUCAAAUAUGACCGUUUUCUUAGAUCGCGUAUAUUUGGAUGUGACGGAUCCUUUUGUCUUUAAACCACACCACAAAGCAAAGAGAGAGCCUUUUGACUACUACAUGUUUGGUCAAAAUUAUAUCCGUCCUUUAGUUGAUUUCAAAAAUUCUUAUGUUGGCAACAUGUCCCUCUUCAUUGAAAUGGAAGAGAAACUUAAGCAGAAACACAAUAUCAUCUUGAUGUCAAAUCACCAAACUGAAGCAGAUCCAGCUAUUAUUGCACUGCUGCUUGAAAAGCAGCUCCCAAAUAUUGCUGAAAACUUGACCUACGUUGCAGGAGAUAGAGUCAUAACUGACCCUCUAUGCAAGCCCUUCAGUAUUGGCAGGAAUCUCAUUUGUGUCUACUCUAAAAAGCACAUGCUUGAUGAUCCGAAACUUAUAGACAUGAAAAGACAAGCAAAUACACGAAGUCUGAAGGAAAUGGCUUUGCUUUUAAGGAGUGGAUCGCAGGUAAUCUGGAUUGCCCCAAGUGGUGGCAGGGAUCGAGCAGAUCCCCAAACCGGAGAAUGGGUGCCGGCACCCUUUGAUACUGCUUCAGUAGAUAAUAUGCGAAGGCUUGUUGAAAAUUCUGGUCCACCAGGUCAUGUAUAUCCUUUGGCAAUAUUGUGCCACGAUAUAAUGCCCCCUCCACAAAAGGUUGAAAAAGAAAUUGGGGAGAAAAGAGUUAUAUCCUUUCACGGGACUGGCUUAUCAGUGGCUCCAGAGAUAAGUUUUGCUGCACCCGCUGCUGCUGGUGAAAGUCCUGAAAAGGCUAAGGAGGCAUAUACAAAAGCCGCGUACGAUUCUGUGACUGAGCAAUAUAAUGUGCUGAAAUCUGCCAUACACGGCAAAAAAGGAUUAGAAGCAUCAACUCCUAAAGUUUCUUUGUCACAGCCAUGGAAGUAGUUCAAACCUGAAUCUUCUUCGUUACCCUUUCCUCUGAUGAUCAGCUUUUUGUCCCUUUUAGAAGCAAAUUAGAAGACGUCAAUCAAACAAUUUCAGCUGAUUCACUUCAGAGGGACUGCCUAUUACUUCACCAAAUGAUUAGCUUGAUGGAAGUUUGCAGUAAAAUAUAUAUUUUUUUUCACUUUUCUUUUUGUGCAUGCCAUUAUCAGAGUUAAAUUCAUCAAGAAUCUGUUUCAGAAGGUUCAAAUUCAGCUGCUUACUGUACAGAUCCCUCUUAGUUCCUUGUCAGGUCCGGUCCAUUGACUGAUAAGAUACUAAAUAUAAUUUUCUUACCUACAAUUUUGUGUAUCAGAUUCUGUUUUAGCUAGCUUAAUAGAUAAAAGCUAAUUACUUCCAUUUGUAAUUUUAAGUCAAAUUCGUUACAUUAUAGAUGUGAAUAGUUGUUAAUAGUAGAACCUGUUCAGAAUCAAAUUGUUUAGACGACGCCAGUGCAUAAAACUGGUCCAAAUGCAAAUGGAAGGUUAUUCAUGUUGACAAAAUAAAAGCA